AUGCCAAAACUCGCUGGUCAUAUCUGCCAAUGCAAAACUUGUGGGAGAAGCUAUACCCUUGUAAGUGUCGGAAUUCAAACAGAUAGCACUUCUGAUAUGCCAAGUUUUAUUGACUUUGCUGAAAAAAUGUUUAAGCCGGGUGCUCCAUUCAAUAAAUCCACCAACGAAAGCCGAAUUCUUAUGGUUCGGCCUAAAAAGCUAAAAGGGGACACCAAAGAUAUUGAGGAACCUUCUUCCUUCAGUGACAACACUUUAAACGACAGUCCCUCAAUUACAAAAAAAGCAGCAUAUGAGAAGAAUUCUAAUUUAAAAGAAGACACAUUAAAUGCAACUUUUUCAGAGUCAUCUUUAAUAAAAGAUUUUGAACAAAUAAAAUCCCAAGGGUUUGGGUUCAACACUAGCUCAGCUUUUACAGAAAAAUUUAUUGAAAUUUGUGAUACGCCAAAAUUUUACUCGACUCAGCAUAUACAAGGAGCCUUUAAUUUCCAAGGAACUCCUCAUUAUGAAGGAACGAAUUCUAUGAAAAAUUGUACAAAUUUUAGUAAAACGCAGACUUUUACAAACAGGCCUACGAUUGGUAGAUCUAAUUAUCCUGAUUUCCCUUUUGAAUUGGAACAAAAAAACCUUUUCCAAUUUUAAAAGGGGAUUAAUUUUUUUUUUAAAAUAAAAAAUAUAAUAUGAGCCCAAUAUUUUUGUUUUUUUAUCAAGAAUUAAUACAUAAAAUUGAUUUUUUAAAGCUGUUUAAAUAUUCUGCUUGCACAUUUUCAAUUAAAUUAGGCCAAAAUUAAUUCUAUAUGAAUUAUAAAAUUUUCCUAUUGGAUUAAAUAUAAUUUUCCAAUUUUAAAGGGGAUAAAAGUACCCAAAAAAUGGAAAUUUUACCUAGAUUUUUUUCUAAUUUAAAGGAGUGAGGAAAAAUUAUUUGCAAAAACUGCAAAAAAUCAUACAAGUCCUUUUAAUUUCGCUGAUUUUUCAAAGAAAAAUGCAAAAACUUCGAAAAUAUCAACAGCGAGUAAAGAUCUUUCAGAAGACAGCACAAACCAGAUUUCUGAAAAUUAUGAAAGUAUUAUGGAUAAGCCUACAUUUUUAGAUCCGAAUUUGCGGGAGUCUUUUAAGCAGCUUGUACAGUUAGAAAAAAUUGGGCUAAAGCAGCAAUUUUCUUCGAAAAAUUUCAAAUUGCAAGAAAAAAGAAAGCAGCAAAUCGCCCAAAAUGAAAGUUUAGAUCUGAGCCUCAGCUUAGAUAUGAAUCAGUUACAAGAAUUUUUAGAUAUAUAAUUUAUAAUAAAUAUUUAAAAUUAUUAUAGAAAAUUAAUGGAUUUAUAAUAAAUUGGUAUAAUUAG
Messenger RNA from Blepharisma stoltei, 1337 nucleotides. The record is from the annotation of a GenBank genome assembly. NCBI's taxonomy places the organism in Eukaryota, Ciliophora, Heterotrichea, Heterotrichida, Blepharismidae.